Marmota flaviventris (yellow-bellied marmot) is the source of this 1686-nucleotide messenger RNA. RefSeq names its product leucine rich repeats and IQ motif containing 4 (gene Lrriq4). Gene Ontology annotation, molecular function: protein binding. Gene Ontology annotation, cellular component: cytoplasm. The record is from RefSeq and is a predicted model, not a curated record. Lineage: Eukaryota; Metazoa; Chordata; Mammalia; Rodentia; Sciuridae.
AUGUCAAAGGAUUUACUAAAAUUACAAGAACAUUCACCUAAAGUUCUUCUGAGAAAUGAUCCACCACAGGUCACAAAUAGGACAUUCUUCAUUGACGCUUCUAAUCAAAGCCUGACUGCCAUUCCACUGGAGAUCUUGGCAUUAAAGGAAUUAGAAGAAGUGCAUUUGGAAAAUAACCAGAUUGAAGCAAUACCCGAGGACAUUCAGCAAUUAAAGAAUGUCAGGAUCCUCUACCUGAAUAAGAACAAACUGCACGACCUGUGCCUGGAGCUGGGGACGCUGAGCAACCUGGAGGGCCUGGACCUCAGUUACAACCCCCUCCUCUCCUCUUCCCUCCCAGUCAUCAGCAGCCUCCGUUCCCUGCGGGAGCUCCGGCUCUACCAGACUGACCUGAGGGAGAUUCCCAUCCUGAUCUGCAAAAGCCUUCGCCAUCUGGAACUGCUGGGACUGGCUGGAAAUCACCUGGAAUCGCUACCGAAGGAAAUAGUGAACCAGACCAAACUAAGGGAAAUCUACCUGAGGAAAAACCAGUUCAAGGAGUUCCCGCAGGAACUCUGUGUCCUCUACGACCUGGAGAUCAUCGACCUGGAUGAGAACAAACUAAAUGCCAUCCCAGAGGAAAUCGGGAAUCUGACGAGGUUGCAGAAGUUCUAUGUGGCUUAUAACAACCUGACCUUUUUGCCCGAGUCUCUGGGCCAGUGUAGGAAAAUAUCAGUGCUCGAUUUAUCGCACAACCUCCUCCAUUCCCUCCCGCGUACCUUUAGUGAGCUCCUGGAGAUGACGGAAAUGGGGCUGAGUGGGAACCGCCUCGAGAAGGUGCCGCGCCUUAUCUGCAAGUGGACCUCGCUGCACCUGCUCUACCUGCGCGACACCGGCCUGUGCGCGCUGCGGCGCUCCUUUAAGCGGCUGGACAACUUGCGCUUCCUGGAUCUCAGCCAGAACCACCUCGACCACUUUCCGAAGCUGAUCUGUGGGCUGAAGAAUCUGGAAAUCCUGGCGAUGGAUGAUAAUCAAAUAGGGAAGUUGCCUUCGGAGUUGGGCUUACUUUCGAAACUGAAGAUACUUGGACUAUCAGGAAAUGAGUUCUCUUCCUUCCCAGAGGAAAUCUUUUCUUUGGUGUCUCUAGAGAAGUUAUACAUGGGGCAAGACCAGGGAUCCAAGCUUACCCAAGUGCCAGAACACAUUGGGAAAUUACAGAGUCUUAAAGAAUUGUAUGUAGAGAACAAUCAUCUGGAGUUCCUGCCCAUAUCCUUGGGAACAAUGCCUAACCUGGAAGUUCUUGAUUGUCGGCACAAUUUGCUUAAGCAACUCCCAAAUGCCAUUUGCCAAGCACAAGGCUUGAAAGAGUUGCUGCUAGAGGACAACUUGCUCACCCAUCUCCCAGAGAAUUUGGACCGCCUGGUGAACCUUAAGGUUCUUACACUGAUGGACAACCCCAUGGAAGAUCCCCCCGAAGAAGUGUGUGCUCAAGGAAAUGAGGCCAUAUGGAACCACCUUAAGGAAAACAGAAGAAAGAAAAUAAUGGUCAUAAAGAUCCAGGCAUGGUGGCGUGGGACCAUGGUACGGAAAGGAUUUGGGAAAUAUGAAGAACUAAUCAAGGCACGAAAGAAAGGAAAGACGUCUCCAAAAGAUAAGAAAGGAAAGAAGGUGGAAAAAGGAAAACCCGUAAAGGAAAAAAAGAAAUAA